Molecule: messenger RNA, 2134 nt
Organism: Saprolegnia diclina VS20
Lineage: Eukaryota; Oomycota; Saprolegniomycetes; Saprolegniales; Saprolegniaceae
Exons: 1
Coding region: 121-2064 (647 amino acids)
Biological process (GO): lipopolysaccharide biosynthetic process
Cellular component (GO): membrane
Source: RefSeq, a predicted model, not a curated record
CUCUCGCUCACGCACUCGUACUUUGACAUUGACGUCAAGACGAACCCACUGCUGCAUCUCUGGUCGCUCGGCGUCGAAGAGCAAUUCUACAUCUUUUGGCCGCUGCUCGCGUCGCUGCUCAUGCGUCUGAGCUACCGCAAGGCGAUCGCACUGCAGCUGGCGGUCGUCGUCGUCAGCUUUGGCAUCAACGUGAGUCUUCUCGGCGUUCAAGGCAGCAACAAGUGGUCGUUUUACAUGCCACUGAGUCGGUUCUGGCAAAUGGCGCUCGGCGGUCUUCUCGCCUACCUCCACUGCACAGCGAUCGUCGAGGUCGAGGUCGAGGUUGAGCCCGAGGUCGAGCCCGAGACAGAGACCGAACCGUCGGUCCUCGAGCACGCGGUGCAGCGCGUCGCAGCCAUGUACGUUGCCGCCGCGCCGUCCAGCCGCGACCAAGUCGUGUCGAUUGUCGGGCUCGGACUCGUCCUCGUUGGCUUUGCCAGCGUGAACGAAGACCGGCUCUUCCCGGGGUUCUGGGCCCUUCUCCCGACGCUCGGCGCGACGCUGCUCAUCGCCGCCGGUCCCGACGCUGCCUUCAACAAGCAUGUUUUGGGCCAUCCACUGCUCGUGUACAUUGGCAAGAUCAGCUACUGUCUCUACCUCUGGCACUGGCCGCUCCUCGUCUUUGCCAUCGAGCGGUACCCGGACGCGAGCAGCCGCCCAGCGUACAUGGCGCCGUGGGUCAUGCUUGGCAUCUCGCUGCUGCUGAGCGUUCUUACGUACGAAGACGUCGAGAAGCGGCUCCGGCGCCGCACGUCCAAGCUCGUGACGCCGCUGCUCGUGCUCUGCGUGAUGGCGCUCGGGGUCCUUGCGGCGCUCGCGUAUGCGUCGCCGACGCACUACUCGGCCAUUGAGCUCGACUUGGCGGCCAGCAUGGACUCGGACUUUGCUUCGACAGCCGAUAUGUCGGUGGUCGCGACGACAGCGCCGGCAGGGGUGAUCCAAGACGUGGUGCCAACGGCGACCUUGGCCGCGGUCGUCGCACAAGUGAACGCAUCGACGGCUGCUGCUGCAUUGAAUGCGUCCACGGACCUUGCCCACAGCACGGUUGCGCCGGUGGCAGCUGCCGAGAUCAAGGCGACAGUGGCGCCGACGCCUGCUGUCCCCAAAAAUUUCGCCAAGACGACGGUAAAGAUGGCUCGUCAUGCUAUUGCCGACGGGGAAUGGGAUAAACCCAUACCUGGUUAUUGCCCGACCGACACGCCGUAUAUCACAACCGCCAAGCUCCGCGAGCCAUUCCCGUUCAAGGACCCGACGUACGCAGGGUACCCGGAGCGGUGCCAGGCCAUCAACCCUAGACACGAGGCUAACGGCGUCAUCGUCGUCCUCGGUGACUCGCACGGUGACAUGUCCAAGCCCCGCUUUGCACAGCUCUUCAACGAGAGCAUUGCGGCCAAGCAGCCGUUCCCGACCGUCGUCUUCAAGACCCGCUGGGGCCGCGCGAUGCUGCCGUGCCGCCCCGAGUUUGCGCAGAACAUCGAGAUGCUCAAGACGCUCAAGCCAAAUGUUGCGCUCUUCGUCGUACACUGGGUGCAGUACCUCAACCCAGGCGCCCCAAAAAACAAGCCAGCAAGCCACCCGCCGGUGUGCUGCAUGUACGAAGGCGCCCCGUGCAAGGAGCAGAGUCUCGCCGAUGUCGAUGCGAUUCUGGCAGAGUUCCAGAGCCAACUGCUGGCCGUGUCUGCCCUCGGCAUCAAGGUGUUUGUCGUCGACCAGAGUCCCGAGUACGCGCGCAUAAACCCCAACGCAUGGAUCCAAGGCGACAAGGUCAAGCUCCCGGCGCCCGUGAGCCGCGCAACCUUCCAAAAGGAGAAGACCUGGCUCUUUGAGCGCCUGCAUCCGACCUUCACGGCGGCCAACGCCACCGUGAUCGACUAUGCGGACGACUACUCGGACGGCGAUACGCUCAAGCUGACGGACGCAUAUGGCGAGCCCACGAUGUGUUUCGGCGGCCACCUCUCGACGUACACCGCACGCAAGCAUCUCCACGUGCUCGAUCGGGUCGUGCAGGCUGCAUUGGUCGUCUAGGCUCGACCCCAGCAUGCUAAUAAUCUUUCCAGCAUUAGAUAUGUAUAUUAGUCAAUCGAAUACCUUUUUU